AAGAAGUGAUUUAUUUAUUUAUUUAUUUAUUUAUUUAUGAAAAAGCAAGGAGCAACUUGAUAUGUGUUGACCGUAUGGUCCACGACAAAAUGGUAUAUAAAAGGAGCGUUAAAGCCCUUUAAACUCUGAUUUUUGGUUCUGUUUUCCCUGAAAUCAAAUCAUCAUGAACAACUCUUUGGUUGUAGCUGCACAAGAUGGUGACGUAGACUUGCUCUACAAGCUCAUUCACAUGCAACCCUACGUGCUGGAACACACCGACUUCAUGCCAUUCGUUGACACUCCACUGCAUGUUGCAGCUGCUGCAGGACAUGCCAGUUUUGCCACUGAGGUCAUCAGACUCAAACCCUCCUUUGCAUGGAAGCUCAACCAGUGUGGCCUCAGCCCCAUGCAUCUUGCGUUGCAGAACAAUCAUCACAGAUUGGUGUGUCGCUUUGUGGAGAUCAACAAGGACCUCGUCAGGAUCAAAGGGAGAGAGGGUCUCACUCCUUUGCAUGUUGCAACUCAAACUGGGAGAAUCGAUCUUGUGGCAAAAUUCUUAUCUGCUUGUCCAGAUUCCAUCGAAGAUGUAACUGUUCGAAGUGAAACCGCGCUGCAUAUUGCUGUGAAAUAUAACCAGUUUCCGGCUUUGGAGGUCUUAGUUGGAUGGCUCCAGAGAAACUGCCAAAGACACGCUCAGAACCGCGAGAGAAGAAUUCUGAACUGGCAGGACGAAGCAGGCAACACAGUUCUCCACCUUUCUGUUCUCAAAAUCUUCCCUCAGGCAGUUAAGUUGUUGUUAGACAGCAACAUAGACAUAAAUGCCAAGAACUUUGAGGACUCGACAGCGUUGGACAUAGUAGAGAUUAACCAAACCCAGGCUGACAGUGCAGAAACCAGAGACAUGUUAGUGAGCCGUGGAGCUUUACGUGGCUUUUCACUUUCUAGCACAACACUGGUGGAAGAGCUACGAGCAAAAAUCACAUUCAAUGAGAGAAUAGCAAUAUCGGUGACUCGCCUGAGAAAGAGAAUAUCAAACGACACACGCAAUGCUUUGUUGGUGGUGGCCAUUCUUUUUGCUACAAACACUUACGAAUCAGUGCGUAGCCCUCCCGGUGGAGUUUACCAAGGAGAGGGUAGUGAUAAGAAAAUGAGCACAUCAUUCGAGCACAGUGAGUAUGCAGCAAUGGAAGAAAUUAGUGGGAAAGUGGUGAUGAAAAUGCAUAUCUUCAACUGGUUCUGGUCCUUCAAUACAUUCUCCUGUUAUCUUUCGAUUUUGAUGAUAUGUUUUCUGAUGCCACGAGGGCGAAUCAGUGUUUUCGUCACCUUUCCACUUUCUAUAUUUUCUGGAUGCUACGUCUUCUCCAUGUUAGUGAUAUCACCCAGUUUCAGGUUAAACACUGCAACUGUGGUUCUGCCAUGCGUCUUCACGCUCUUCUACGGUUGGGGAAGUUUCAUAUACAUUAGAUUAGCCAAAAAACUUAAAAUGUAUGCACAUAAACAGAAAGACACCUUCAAGUUUGUAGGAGGAAACAGAUGGUAAUCAUUUCUGUUCAUAAGGAAAAUGUUUCA
Molecule: messenger RNA, 1548 nt
Organism: Vigna radiata var. radiata (mung bean)
Lineage: Eukaryota; Viridiplantae; Streptophyta; Magnoliopsida; Fabales; Fabaceae
Product: ankyrin repeat-containing protein BDA1-like
Exons: 2
Coding region: 164-1519 (451 amino acids)
Molecular function (GO): protein binding
Source: RefSeq, a predicted model, not a curated record